UGUGCAACAACUGCUUCUGAAAUUCUAAGCUCUUAAUCCACUUUUUCAUUGCGGAAUUCAUCAUUUUGCUUUGUUAAUUUGUACCGUGUUCAGUUCCGGGUUGCAAAAAGAGAGACAGUAAGAAAUGGAGAAGAGAUUGGUGUUAGUAGUAGCGAUAUUAGCGUCCAUGGUGAUGAUCAUGGAACGAAGUCAUAGUUGUUGUUAUGCAGCAGAUUCAAUAAUAGGAAAUGCGAAAGAGAAAGUUAACUUAGCGGCAGAUGAUGCAAAAGUGAAAGCAGGUGAGAUGAAAGAAGCAGCAUCAGAUACCAUGAAGGGUGCUACGGAUACUGGUGAAUCUUGGGUUGCCUGGGCGCGAGAAAAAUUAAAUGAGGGACUUGGAAUCAAGACAGAUACGGCCAAGGAGACUGCCCAGGAUAUGAUGAACAAAGCAGGAGAUGCAGCAUCUGGAGCAAAAGAUAUGGCAUAUGAUAAAGCAGGACCAACGUUAAAAAUGGCUUCACAAAAAGCUGGACAAGCAUCAGACAUGGCUCGUGAAAAAGCUGGUCAGGCAUCAGAAAUGGCUCAAGAAAAAGCUGCUCAAGCAUCCGAUAUAAUCCGUGAGAAAACUGGCCAAGCAUCAGGAAUGGCUUACGAGAAAGCUGGUCAGGCCUCAGACGUGAUUCGCGAGAAAGCUGGCCAAGCAUCAGAAAUGGCUCGCGAGAAAGCUGGUCAGGCAUCAGAAAUGGCUCGCGAGAAAGCUGGUCAGGCAUCAGAAAUGGCUGGGGACGCUGCAAAUUUAGCUGCAGGAAAAGCAGGAGAAAUGAAGGAAACAAUGAAAGGGAAAAUGAUGGAUGGUAAAGAUUCAGCAAAUCAAGCUUACGAAGAUGCAAAACAAAACGUAGGAAAUAUGUAUGACACUGCUGCUGCGGCUACUGGUUCAAUGAGUGAGAAAGCAAAGUCUAGUUACGAAACUGCUAAAGAAAAAGCUUCUCAAGCUACCGGUGAUUUAGGUGCCAAGAUGAGAGCUGAACUGUAAAUUGUUCACCACUUCUUUGUUUACUCAUUUUUGCUGCCAUGUUUUUGAUAGGGUUGCUGUUGUUGCUGUUCUUCUUUCUUUAAUGCUUUUGAUGGAUUGAAAACAUGCAUUAGGUCCAA
Molecule: messenger RNA, 1134 nt
Organism: Papaver somniferum (opium poppy)
Lineage: Eukaryota; Viridiplantae; Streptophyta; Magnoliopsida; Ranunculales; Papaveraceae
Product: ABA-inducible protein PHV A1-like
Exons: 3
Coding region: 125-1015 (296 amino acids)
Source: RefSeq, a predicted model, not a curated record